This is a messenger RNA of Necator americanus (New World hookworm), 579 nucleotides long. RefSeq lists its product as uncharacterized. Bases 1 to 579 code for a protein of 192 amino acids. The record is from RefSeq and is a predicted model, not a curated record. The transcript has 5 exons. NCBI's taxonomy places the organism in Eukaryota, Metazoa, Nematoda, Chromadorea, Rhabditida, Ancylostomatidae.
AUGAGGCCCUAUAAAAGGGUGCAUCACGGGCCUAGGAAUAAAUCAGGAAUCAUGCUCUCUAAGAUUGUUUUCAUUGCUUUUAUUCUCGGUCUUACCGUAUCCUUACCUACAAAAAGGGACUCCUCUCAUAAGCUACUUCGUUGCCAGGAUGGCUGGAUGCGUUACCACGAUUCAUGCUACUAUAUGGAAUUAAAAAAGAUGGAUUUCACACGAGCUGAGAUCAGUUGUGCGGAAAGAGGAGCAAAACUAUUCGUAGCGGAUACUGUAGAGGAAUGGCUGGAAGUGAUGAUGCAUUCACCGCUGAACUAUUGGACAUGGGUUGGACUCCGAUACGAGGAUGAGGUGAAGGAGGCGAAGUGGAGAACAGAAGCCGACGGAUUGGAAGUCUCCAAACUGGAUUGGCUGAGCUCACCGAGAAGUGCUGAGAAUAACGGUAUGAACACGGUGGCUAGAUGCGUCGGUCAUUAUAACUGUGAAGUCGGGAACUCGUACACAUUUUACUAUUCGUGCGGCAUGGAAUUCUACUCGAUCUGUGAGAAGAACGCUACUUUGGUGGAGAAACGAGCGGAUGAGGUUUAA